Molecule: messenger RNA, 261 nt
Organism: Symphalangus syndactylus (siamang)
Lineage: Eukaryota; Metazoa; Chordata; Mammalia; Primates; Hylobatidae
Product: non-histone chromosomal protein HMG-17-like
Biological process (GO): chromatin organization
Cellular component (GO): chromatin; nucleus
Molecular function (GO): nucleosomal DNA binding
Source: RefSeq, a predicted model, not a curated record
AUGCCCAAGAGAAAGCCUGAAGGGGAUGCUACAGGAGAUAAAGCCAAACUACAGAGAAGAUCCGCAAGGUUGUCUGCUAAACCUGCUCCUUCAAAGCCAGAGUGGAAGCCCAAAAAGCCUUCUUUGCCCCUGCAAAGAAGGGAGAAAAGGUUCCCAAAGGGAAAAGCUGAUGCUUACAAGGAGGGAAAGAAUCCUGCAAGAAAUGGAGAUGCCAAAACAGACCAGGCACAGGAAGCUCAGUGUGCUGGAGGCACCAAGUGA